UGAUCGUGUAAGGACCGCUUUAGGCUUUUAUAAACAUUUAGUCCAACAUUUUAAAUGCAGUGGAUUGGAAAAUUGUCUAUCGUUGAAUAAGAUUCAUUCAUUCUAUAUUUUCUUUCUGCACUUCAACCAUAAUCAAAUGAGCCUAAGUAUUCUGAAACGCAUAAAUAAAUAAGAACAAGCAUCUCAGAAUUCAUCAAACAUUGAUCAUAAAUUGAAUUAUGAUUUAUUACUAUUUUACCUUAAAAUGAUUGUGAAAACAUGUGGAGACUUUUUCGUGCUGUGUAUAGAUGUUGAAAAAAAAUCAUCUGGCAUCACCAGUCAGGAGAGAACCGAGGUCAUAACAGAAACACAAUCAAACAGCGCAAAGGCUUCGUGACGAACGGGAGCUUCGAGGAAGGUUGAUUGUACGAGAAGCGAUAAGCGCCUUUGUUGUGUUUCGCGUUUGUUUUUAUUCCGUCUUAUCACCCAAAAUACCGCAUAAAAAUUCUAAAGUGGGUCGUUCAACGUAUGUCGUCAUAGUGGGAGGAUUUACGGAGCAUAAUCGCAAUGUUUACGUUAGUGAAAUUCAUUGUUCUAUUUGUGGCUUCGGUGAGAACUGGAUGGUGUUUGCGCGAAUCCAACAGCCUGGAACGGAAGCUUACAGCUUACUUGAAUCCUGGAUGUCCGGAGAAUAUCUGUUUGGGGAAUAGCACCGAUGUUACGUUGAUUCACAUUAGGGCCGACUCAGCGAUAGACACGAUUCAUUAUGUUUGGGAUUUCACCGGAAAACCGACCAUUUUGGUGGCUCUGACCAGUAAAAAUGCUUCUCUCGUUAUUCAUUGGGAUGACUUCUUCGCUGAUAAAUCAGAAUCGGUUCAGUUCACUGAACAGCCAAAGUACACAUUCAUGACAAUCAUCAAUAGGAUUUUCCAAUUUGAUGAUCCGGAGGAUAAAGGAACUUUCGCCAACAAUUCAGCAGUGUUUGUGUAUGAUCCUUAUCAAUUUGUAUGGAAUCGAACGUUGCUAUGGUAUAACGAGAAGGAUGUGAUUGCGGCCUUGAAUGCUGGCAACGAUUUUCUCGUCAAGCUCAAUGCCUAUUCGACACGAGACCACGGAAUAGAGUAUCCGCAUCUGCUGCACUCUUCCAAUGCAACCCAGAUCGAUAUAGUGUUUAAUAAUGUCAGUUCGAAAUUUGAACGCCCAAGGUUUGCCAUCGAACUACUGUUUGUGGUAUCAGAGCAGGCAGUGACCGGAACAGACUUUGAGAUUACCAAACGAAAAAAUCUGGACGACGAACAUACACCUGGCAUUUUUGAAAUUAUCGAUGUGCUGUCACCGGGUGCUUUCAAAUUUUCCGCUGGUGGUUACAUCGAGUAUCGUCCAGUGUCAUACACCCAGCCAGAGCGAGAUGUGUCCACCUCAACGGAAACCCACCAGAGCGAACCGACGGCGAUCUUGUCCCCAUCGGAGAAAUUGAACACAACGCUGGCCUACGCAAUUUACGGCCAGCGGUUGGAUACCCUGCUGGUUCAGGGAAUGAACAUUUCGUUUGGUUUCAGCGGCGAUGGUUUCUACAGCAAAACGAACUACACAACGAUGACAUUCCAGGUGGGCUAUGGAUUUCCUCCGAUCGAAGAGCUGUCCGCUUUUGUUCUGAUUGUGGCCGGCAUCGGGAUAGGUGUGCCGCUCAUAAUGCUCGUUAUCGGUGGACUGUACGUUUUCAUCAGGAAGCUAAGGAAUCGCAGUGCAACACACGUUUGACUGAUCUGAUAUCAUUAGUGGUCCAACUUGGUCCAACCCUAGAACCAAUUACGUCCGGAGAAAAAUGAAAUUGGAUUAUUUUAAUCUUGUUUCAUAAGUUGAUAGUUGCAAGUAAGAUAAAUAGUAUAAUCAUUAUUUAUAAUAGGCAAAUUGUUGAGGCGUACAUAUUGAAGAUAAUAAAGUUUAAUUUUGUAGCAAAAUCA
This is a messenger RNA of Toxorhynchites rutilus septentrionalis, 1943 nucleotides long. RefSeq names its product glycosylated lysosomal membrane protein-like. Gene Ontology annotation, cellular component: lysosome. Bases 547 to 1740 code for a protein of 397 amino acids. The transcript is spliced from 5 exons. The record is from RefSeq and is a predicted model, not a curated record. NCBI's taxonomy places the organism in Eukaryota, Metazoa, Arthropoda, Insecta, Diptera, Culicidae.